AUGAAUCCGCCAGUUUUUUCUGGAGCAACUGAUCCUGUAGUCGCGGAGAACUGGUUGCAGGAGGUAGAAAAAAUUCUGACAGUACAUCACUACAUCGACGAACAGAGAGUUCUAUGCACUACGUAUAGACUAGUAGGGGAGGUUGAGAGACGGUGGACGACCAUUAGACUAUUGGAGGAGCAGAGGACGACUCCUGUGCUGAUGACCUGGGCUCGAUUCGGGGAAAUGUUCUUCGAUGGAUACUAUUCUGCCUCAGUUAGAGAGGCUCGAGUACAAGAGUUUCUGAGUCUGUCCCAGGGGUCGAUAACAGUCCAGCAGUACACUGUGAGACUUAUCGAGCUCUCGCGUUUCUGUCCCUAUAUCGUCCUCGAUGAAGUGAAGAAGGCAAGAAUGUUCGAAAGAAACCUGAGGCGUGAUAUUUAUAGGCAAGUGGUUGUACUGAGGAUUCAGGAUUUUGUAGAAUUGGUUAACAGGGCUAUUAUAGCAGAGGAGAGUCUACCCAGGGAAACUGAGACGCAGAGUCAGAGGAAGAGGACUGCACCUUCGAGCUUUCACACAGGUCCCAGUUGA
Messenger RNA from Malania oleifera, 570 nucleotides. RefSeq lists its product as uncharacterized. The coding region runs from base 1 to 570 and encodes 189 amino acids. The transcript has a single exon. The record is from RefSeq and is a predicted model, not a curated record. Lineage: Eukaryota; Viridiplantae; Streptophyta; Magnoliopsida; Santalales; Ximeniaceae.